UGUUCAGGGAUUUAGCCUUUGUUCUCUGACCAGGGUUCCGUCGCUAUGCGUACCGGAGCCGUAAACAACAAGGCGCAUCAUAGUGUUGUACUCCCGGCGCGAGUAUAAAUCGGUACCCGUCCACCAUCAUCUAUAAACAGCCUCUCAAUGGAUCCGAACUACUUUCGCACCGGGGGUUUACCUCGGGCAUACACAGAGCAACUGUGGAUCGAGCAAAGGUUAUCUAUGGUUCAUUAUCUUUCCGACGAAUAUGAAAACUACCAACGCCGAAGAACCUCACCGGGAAAAUCCUACUACGUUGACCGUCACAAAGUCAUAGAGCAAUUCAUACACCCAAUGAAGAUAAUUCGCAAUUUUGGCGGCCGAGGGUCUCCAUACUUCCGACACCCCCCAAAUCCGCCAGCCACACAAUCCUGCUCUUUACUUCCAUCCUCGCCACCAAGGCGGGUUAGACGUCGGCCCCCACUCGAUAUCGACAACCCACUCGACGACACCGACGUCUACUCUCCCAUCUAUUUCACAAAAUCAGGGACAACCCAACCUGGAAUUCCUAUAGCCGAUCUAUUGGGUGAUAGGCCAUGUCACUGGAUGCAAGGACAUGCCGAUCUACCCUUCAAACGGAUUCCUGGCGACAGAAUCCUCCUCGACUUCCACUGGCCUAGGUUCCAGACAUGUACAAAGUAUAUUCACACGACCUAUUGGCCGUAUCGAAACAAAUACAGAAAAGGGCCCGAAAUUCAUCUCAGACGCUCAACCCUUGCGAAGCUCGUGGCAAAAUACAUAGCAUCGUUGGUCGAAGUCUUUGCGAACGAUGGCAGUGUACACCUCGGGACAGCCUACAGGGAAGGUGCUACUGUCAAUGACUUGCUGCUAGUUUCCCUCGAGCCGAAACUGCGUGUCCGAGAUCAGCAGAUCGUAUGGCACGCGAACUUGGAUAUGUGGUCUCCACCUGGCCCAAGACGGCUCAGUCCAAUAUGUUUAAAUAUUCCAUAAGUGAUCUGGUGCCCCAUGUUCGCAGGUGUGCAUUCCAUGUAUCUCUCUAUAUAAUUUACUACUACCUCAGCCCACCAUCCUGUAUCCUCAUGUCUAAUUAUGCUCCUGACCUUCAAACGACCAAUAAACGACUAAUUUCUUUGCG
This is a messenger RNA of Heterobasidion irregulare TC 32-1, 1138 nucleotides long. RefSeq lists its product as uncharacterized. Bases 148 to 993 code for a protein of 281 amino acids. The record is from RefSeq and is a predicted model, not a curated record. NCBI's taxonomy places the organism in Eukaryota, Fungi, Basidiomycota, Agaricomycetes, Russulales, Bondarzewiaceae. The transcript is spliced from 4 exons.